UCCGACGGGGCGGCAGCGAGUGGGAGCGAGCGAGCGCGCAGCCUGCUGACAGUCCAGCGCGAUGGGAGGCAAAAAAGUUUGCAUCGUGGGCUCCGGCAACUGGGGUUCAGCUAUUGCCAAGAUUGUGGGCGGCAAUGCAGCCAAGCUGGACAAGUUUGACACCACGGUAAACAUGUGGGUGUUUGAAGAGGAAAUUGGUGGCAAGAAACUCACUGAGAUCAUCAACACGCAGCACGAGAACGUCAAGUACUUGCCAGGCCACAAGCUGCCCCCCAAUGUGGUGGCAGUGCCAGAUGUGGUGAAGGCUUCAGCUGAUGCAGACAUCCUUAUAUUUGUAGUGCCGCAUCAAUUUAUUGGGAAGCUCUGUGACCAACUGAAAGGCCGGAUCAAGAAGGACGCGAUUGGGGUCUCGCUCAUCAAGGGUGUGGAUGAAGGACCCGAUGGUCUGAAGCUGAUAUCGGACAUCAUCCGUGAGCAGCUUGGCAUUGAAAUGAGUGUGCUUAUGGGGGCCAACAUCGCUAAUGAAGUAGCCGACGAGAAGUUCUGCGAGACCACCAUUGGCUGCAAGAACCUAGAGCAUGGACAGAUCCUGAAAGACCUGAUGCAGACGCCCUGUUUCCGGAUCGGUGUGGUGCAAGAAUCGGACACCGUAGAAAUCUGCGGUGCCCUCAAGAACAUUGUGGCGGUCGGGGCUGGUUUCUGCGACGGGUUGGGCUUUGGAGACAACACCAAGGCAGCAGUAAUCCGCCUGGGCCUGAUGGAGAUGAUCGACUUUGCCAAAAUCUUCUGCAAGGGCACCGUCAGUUCUUCCACGUUCCUGGAGAGCUGUGGGGUUGCCGACCUCAUCACCACCUGCUAUGGGGGCCGUAACCGAAAAGUGGCAGAGGCUUUUGCCAAGACCGGCAAGUCUAUCGAGCAACUAGAGAAGGAGAUGCUCAAUGGGCAGAAGCUGCAGGGCCCUCAGACAUCAGCAGAGCUGAACCACAUCCUCAAGAACAAGAAUCUGGUCGACAAAUUCCCACUUUUCACUGCUGUCUACGAGAUCUGCUACACUGGCAAACCUGUCUCCGACUUCAUCAAGUGCCUGCAAAACCACCCUCAGCACAUUUGAUGGGCUUUCAGUCUUGCGCCUACAAAGGAAGGAGUUUGGGAGGACUUCCUGUUUCCCCACUGCCAUCCCAACACGAGAAGAGGGACCCAACACAGAGCAUGGGGCAAACAAGGGAGGACUCAUCAAAGAAUCAUAGAAUAGUGGAGUUGGAAGGGACACCAAGAGUCGUCUAGUCCAAACCCCAGCAAUGCAGGAAACACAGCUAAAUAAUCCCAGACA
Molecule: messenger RNA, 1330 nt
Organism: Lacerta agilis (Sand lizard)
Lineage: Eukaryota; Metazoa; Chordata; Lepidosauria; Squamata; Lacertidae
Gene: GPD1
Product: glycerol-3-phosphate dehydrogenase 1
Exons: 8
Coding region: 62-1111 (349 amino acids)
Biological process (GO): carbohydrate metabolic process; glycerol-3-phosphate catabolic process
Cellular component (GO): cytosol; glycerol-3-phosphate dehydrogenase (FAD) complex
Molecular function (GO): NAD binding; glycerol-3-phosphate dehydrogenase [NAD(P)+] activity; protein homodimerization activity
Source: RefSeq, a predicted model, not a curated record